Pseudozyma hubeiensis SY62 is the source of this 936-nucleotide messenger RNA. RefSeq lists its product as hypothetical. NCBI's taxonomy places the organism in Eukaryota, Fungi, Basidiomycota, Ustilaginomycetes, Ustilaginales, Ustilaginaceae. The transcript is spliced from 3 exons. The coding region runs from base 1 to 936 and encodes 311 amino acids. The record is from RefSeq and is a predicted model, not a curated record.
AUGUGGCUGGAUUCGGCUUGUUUGGAACACGGACUUCCAAAAGCUGCCACUACACUGGAGGCAGAACCAAGCGCUGCUCGGAUGCGCACAGCUGCGUUAGUGGCGUCCAGCACCUGUAGGCUGUGCCGGUCAACGAAUUGGGUGCUAGUCAUUGCCAAGCCGAUGUCUGACACUGAACCUCGCCGUCAAGUGCUGAUUAACCAGCCGACAUUGUGUCAAGAAGGGCGGGCAGGAUUCCCGGCCAGCGUUCGUGAUGGAGAGUCAAACAAUUGGCGGCUGGACCAUCGAACAACACCCGACGACAUGUCCAGCGCUGCUCCAGAAUUCGAGGGUGAUAUGCAGGACAGCAGGCAACAGUCAGCCGAGCGAGUUGAGUUCGCUGUGACAGCAUGCCGAUGGUGCCUGCCUGCGCGCAUCUCUAAGCUUGCUCUGCGCUCUGUCAUCGAGGGAAAGUCCAGAAGCUCAUCCGAGUGCAUCCCAUCCCAUCUCAUCCCAUUCAAUCACUCUGAUCCUGAACCUCCAACCCUCUCUGUUUCUUCCGCUGCGCUACGCACAAACCCACUCUUCAUCCACCUCUCGCAUUCCAAAAGGCACAUCUAUCUGCACAGCUACAGCAGCGCAGCAGCACAGUCCGCCACUUACUCAAAACCAAAAAGCUCCCGUCGAGGAAGCACCAAUCAUCGUCCCCAUAUUACCCCCUCAUCUCGUUUUCGCCCUCUUGGCUAUAAUCACAUCGCCUGCUCGUUCCUCGACGAUCUGGUUCGCACCUACCUACAUACACCUCACAUCUAUCACCUCCGCAAACCAAUCGAUCCUAGCACUCAUCCCGCUUGCAUCGGCAGCUCCGACACGUCCAUCAACUGUUGCAACACCGUCACCUUCUCGAUCACCAACCAACAGACCUGUUGUUGUCGUCGUCGUCUCUGCGCCCCUUAA